AUUCCCCAAGCUCCCUUGCUCUUCUCUACUGCAUUCUUUCUCUCCCCUCCUUCAUCCAAUCUCUCUCCUCUUUCUCAGAGCCAUGUGCGGCAUUCUAGCUGUUCUUGGUUGCUCCGAUGAUUCCCAGGCCAAGAGAUUUCGAGUUCUUGAGCUCUCUCGCAGGUUAAAGCACCGUGGUCCAGAUUGGAGUGGAUUGUUCCACCAUGGAGAUUGUUAUCUAUCGCACCAGCGGCUUGCAAUCAUCGAUCCUGCUUCAGGAGACCAACCUCUGUAUAAUGAGGACCAGAGCAUCGCUGUGACGGUUAAUGGUGAAAUUUACAACCACGAAGUGCUUAGAACUCAAUUAUCGAACCACAACUUCAGAACUGGAAGUGAUUGCGAGGUUAUUGCACAUCUGUAUGAGGAACAUGGUGAAGAUUUCAUUGACAUGUUAGAUGGUGUUUUCUCUUUCGUUCUGCAUGAUUCAAAAGACAACAGCUUUAUUGUUGCUCGUGAUGCAAUUGGUGUAACCCCCCUCUAUAUUGGAUGGGGACUUGAUGGAUCUGUCUGGAUUUCUUCAGAAAUGAAAGGGCUUAAUGAUGACUGUGAACAUUUUGAGCUAUUCCCUCCUGGCCAUCUCUACUCCAGCAAACAAGGUGGACUUAGGAGAUGGUACAACCCAAUUUGGUUUGCGGAAUCCAUUCCUUCAUCUCCAUUUGAUCCUCUUGUCUUGAGGAAGGCUUUUGAGAAUGCUGUCAUUAAAAGACUCAUGACAGAUGUUCCCUUUGGGGUCUUGUUAUCUGGUGGAUUAGAUUCUUCAUUGGUUGCUUCUGUCACUGCUCGUCACUUGGCCGGAACAAAAGCUGCCAAACAAUGGGGUUCUCAACUCCAUACAUUCUGCAUUGGAUUACACGGAUCACCUGAUCUGAAGGCUGCAAAAGAGGUUGCUGAGUACCUGGGCACUUUCCACCAUGAGUUUCACUUCUCAGUGCAGGAUGGCAUAGAUGCUAUUGAGGAUGUUAUCUAUCACGUUGAAACAUAUGAUGUUACCACCAUCAGGGCAAGCACCCCUAUGUUUCUCAUGUCACGCAAAAUAAAAGCUUUAGGGGUGAAGAUGGUGCUUUCAGGGGAGGGUUCUGAUGAGAUUUUUGGAGGAUAUUUAUACUUCCAUAAGGCACCAAACAAGGAAGAGUUCCACCGAGAAACUUGCCAGAAGAUAAAAGCUCUUCAUCAAUAUGACUGUUUGAGGGCAAACAAAGCAACUUCAGCAUGGGGCCUCGAAGUUCGUGUCCCAUUUCUGGACAAAGAAUUCAUCAAAGUUGCAAUGAGUAUCGAUCCAGAGUGGAAAAUGAUCAAGCCUGAUCUUGAGAGAAUUGAGAAAUGGGUGGUGAGGAAAGCUUUUGAUGAUGCGGAGAAUCCCUAUCUGCCCAAGCAUAUACUCUACAGGCAAAAGGAACAGUUCAGUGAUGGAGUUGGUUACAGUUGGAUUGAUGGACUUAAAGCUCAUGCAGCAGAGCAUGUAACCGACAAAAUGAUGCUUAAUGCCGAACAUAUUUUCCCACACAACACACCCAACACAAAAGAGGCCUACUAUUACCGCAUGGUGUUUGAAAGAUUUUUCCCUCAGAACUCUGCAAGGCUGACUGUACCUGGAGGGCCAAGUGUUGCCUGUAGCACGGCGAAGGCCAUCGAGUGGGAUGCUCAGUGGUCGAAGAACCUCGACCCGUCCGGCCGAGCUGCUCUUGGUGUUCAUCUCUCAGCUUAUGAUCCACAAGAGUCAAUUACACUUGCUGCAGGGAAGGGCUCUACUAAGGUCAUUAAUAAGAAACCAAGGAUGGGAAAUAAUGUGGCUCCAGAACUAAUUGUCAAUUCUUGAUGCCCUGCGUUGCGCAGAGUUCUUAAGAUUUGGUUUAUAAUAUGUUUUUUAUUAAGUUUUCAAUAUUUUUAAUGAAUGUAAUUUUGCUGUGAGCCUUGAUUGUGAAUGUGCUUCUCUAUUUUAAUGAUGAAA
Phalaenopsis equestris is the source of this 1987-nucleotide messenger RNA. Its product is annotated as asparagine synthetase [glutamine-hydrolyzing]. The transcript is spliced from 13 exons. Lineage: Eukaryota; Viridiplantae; Streptophyta; Magnoliopsida; Asparagales; Orchidaceae. The coding region runs from base 83 to 1855 and encodes 590 amino acids. The record is from RefSeq and is a predicted model, not a curated record. Gene Ontology annotation, cellular component: cytosol. Gene Ontology annotation, molecular function: asparagine synthase (glutamine-hydrolyzing) activity.